Solea senegalensis (Senegalese sole) is the source of this 3146-nucleotide messenger RNA. RefSeq names its product transcription elongation factor A (SII), 3 (gene tcea3). NCBI's taxonomy places the organism in Eukaryota, Metazoa, Chordata, Actinopteri, Pleuronectiformes, Soleidae. Gene Ontology annotation, molecular function: nucleic acid binding; zinc ion binding. Gene Ontology annotation, biological process: DNA-templated transcription; transcription elongation by RNA polymerase II. The record is from RefSeq and is a predicted model, not a curated record. Gene Ontology annotation, cellular component: nucleus. The transcript has 20 exons. Bases 405 to 2747 code for a protein of 780 amino acids.
GCCACCGCGUGCUGCGCCGAAGGCCCGUGAAUGUCUCCUCUGUAAAAGAAAUGGUUUGCUCCGGUUUGUCUGAGAGGAUAACUUUGGUUUCUGUUGACUCUGUGUGCGUGUGUGUACAAAUGUAACCCGAGAGAGUGACUGUACUGUGACAGAGAUCAACAGGUGUUUGGCGCGGUCUCUCCAGUUGCUGCAAUUGCUCCAAUAUCGGUCCUCGAGUGUGCAGCGCCUCGUGGAUCAAGCGUUGUCACCUUGUCCGCGGGUUUGUUGAUGACACGUUAAAUCAAACAGAAACUAAAAUGUAACCACAGAAUGUUGAUAAAGUCAAGUGUGUGUUUUGACUGGGUAGGCGCGCGGGACGUCAUUUACAGGAAUUCACGCUUGUGAUAAGAGAAAAGCCAACAUCCAUGGAAACGCUUAUUCCAUUCAUUCUUCAAGUUGAGGGCGCCAUGGACCUGCUGAAAGAACUCAGAGGUUUCAACAUGACACUCAAACUUCUUCAGGAAACGAGGAUAGGCAUGUCCGUGAACGGGAUCAGGAAACACUGCACAGACGAGGAAGUCAUUGCCUUGGCAAAGGUCCUCAUCAAAGACUGGAAAAGACUCCUGGACUCUGGCUGCUCUGAGAAAUCAACUGAAAUGAAGAAUGGACUGGACUCCAGCACAACUGCAGUGUCUCCAAACAGCUCACCCUCCAAGACACAGAGUAGUCACAGGAGACUGGAUGUCAAACUCAAGAAUGACUCAAAUCUUGACAAAAAACACUUGGAUAAAAACAUAAAAGAGAAACAUAGCGAUGAGCACAAGAACAAAAAGAGACACGAGGAUGACCUCAGGGAUGUAAAGCACUUGGAGGAGCCACAAGAAAGCAGUAAAGAAAAGCAUUUAGAAGAAUCCAAGAAACAAAAAUCCGUGGAGGAUCAACACCUGGAGACAGACAACAAGAAACAGAAGCAUGUUCCAGACCUGCAGGGUGAAAAAUACAAGACAGAACCAAGGAAAGAAAGACCAUUAGAGGCACCAAAGAAGCCGAGACACCUUGAAGAACAUCAAAAGGGGAAGUACCACGAGGAGCACAAGAAGCACCGCAAUGACGCAAAGAAGGACAAGCUGAGGGAAGACGGCAGACAUGAGAGGCCGGCGAAUACACCGCAGCAAGAGAGACUGCAGAGUGAACCGCAGAGAGAGAAACCCACUGAUAUUCACAAACCAGUAUUUCAAAGGAGAGGAGUCUUAGAUAGCAGCAUUCUGUAUCCCACCCGGUUCCCCUCUCCUCCUCGACCUGCUCGACCUCCUCUCCUGAUCAAACGUCCCUCUUUGGAUGUGAAAAUAGAAAGGAAGGACGGUAAAGACUCUUCCUCCCGACAUACGCGUCCUCACGCCUCUCAACCUGCCUCUCCUCCGGCAAAACAACGACCUCUAGUCGAGGCAAAGAAUGAGAGGAAAGUUCCCCCGGACCCAAACGCUCCAAUAGCUCCACUCCCUCUUCACCUUCAUCCACCUCCACCAAGGUCAGGAUCUGCUCUUGUUCAGAUUUGUGUUUCCUCUCACCCUGAAGUGAUUCAGCUCAAACACGUCUCUUCAUUUAGAAAACAGCCUCCCGACCCCAAUGCUCCUCUUCCUCCGCUCCCUCUUCACCUUCACCCACCACCUCCUCCGAAGCGUCCCUCUCUAGAGGGGAAAAAGGACAGAGAGAGGUCUGGAUCAGAUGAGUGGUGCAAGUCUGAAAUCACUGCCUUGAGCAGGAAGGAGUCGCUGGACUCCAAACCUCCAUCACAGAAGAAACACACGGAUCACGUGAAGAAAGACAGGAAAGACUCAUCGGACAGCAAAGUCUCGAACAAAACCUCAGACGAAGUGAAACGAGAAAGGAAAGAUUCCUCUGAUGGUAAACAACCACCUCCCAAAAGGCCCAGCUUGGAUGUCAAGAAAGAAAAACACAGGAAGGACUCCUGUGACUCAAAGCCUGGACAACCUGUGAAACGUCCCUCAUCUGACUCCAAAGUGGACAGACGUGACUCCACUGAUGCAAAGAAAAGCUGUCCUCUACCAGCAAAGAAGCUAACGAAUGAAAGGAGGGACUCGCACAGCUCCAAGACCCCUCAGCCUGGACCUCCACAGAGGAAGCCCUCAACUGACAGCGUUGAAAGGAAAGGAAAGCUCGAGGCUCCUAAAACUCCCACUACUCCCACCAGCCCCAUGUCCCCCGGCUUCAGUUCUCCUGGAGGUCCACUGUCCCCACACCUGGCUACUGGAGACACCGUCAGGGACAAGUGCAUUGAGAUGCUGACAGCUGCCCUGCGCACGGACAAUGACUACAAAAUAUUUGGAGCCAACUGUGACGGCAUGGCAGCGGAGAUUGAAGAUCAUAUCUACCAGGAGAUAAAGGCCACCGAUAUGAAGUAUAAGAACAGAGUCCGCAGCCGCAUCAGCAACUUGAAGGACCCGAAGAACCCCGGGCUCCGCAAAAACGUCCUGGCCGGGAACAUUGACCUGAGCCGCAUCGCUGCCAUGUCUGCUGAGGAAAUGGCCAGUGACGAGCUGAAACAGCUGAGGAACGCCCUCACCCUGGAGGCCAUCAGGGAGCACCAGAUGGCCAAAACUGGUGGCACCUCCACUGACUUGCUGCAGUGCGGCAAGUGCAAGAAGAGGAACUGCACCUACAACCAGGUGCAGACACGCAGUGCUGAUGAGCCAAUGACCACAUUUGUCCUGUGUAAUGAAUGUGGUAACCGCUGGAAGUUCUGCUGAUGACCUUCCAGGUCAAACCACAUUUUUUUUGUUUGUUUGUUUUUUGAGCAUUUUGAACUGCUUAUUUUCUAUAAUGUGAGGCAAAGAGAGUUUAUAUAUAAUUGCAGCUUGGGAUUUGAGAACAGUAGCAUUCUUACGAUUUGUACUCGACUUUUGUAAGCAUGUACUAAUAAUAAGGGUUUGCUUUAUUGAGUUUUGAAGACUGAGCAUGAGUCAUCAAAUCACCCCAUUUAUAAUUAUCAUGGUGCUAUAAAUAUUGAAAGACAAUCAUGGUCCGGUUAAUAUACUGUGUCAUAGUACAGCUGUUUUGUUUGUAUAUAUAGAACCCCAACAAACUGCAUAAAUCAACAACUUUAAACAAAAUGUUUAAUAAAAACAUAAAUAAAAGUCUUACAAUGU